This is a messenger RNA of Vigna unguiculata (cowpea), 1630 nucleotides long. It is a transcript of the gene HCF109, whose product is annotated as high chlorophyll fluorescent 109. Gene Ontology annotation, biological process: translational termination. The record is from RefSeq and is a predicted model, not a curated record. Lineage: Eukaryota; Viridiplantae; Streptophyta; Magnoliopsida; Fabales; Fabaceae. Gene Ontology annotation, molecular function: translation release factor activity, codon specific. Gene Ontology annotation, cellular component: cytoplasm.
UAAGCAGUGAAGAGUGUGAAGCAGACUCUUAUCGGUUUGUUCCUUACCUUUCGAGCUCGAUAGCCAUGGAGGUUGUUUCGCAGCCUCUUUGCACCAUUCUAACCGCCACGCGCAAACGCUCUCUUCUCAUUCCAAAACAAAUUCCUAAUCCUUCUAAACACUUCUCCUUCUUAUCUUUUCGCUCCACCACUCUCUCUUCUUCUUCGCGUGUUUCUCCACCGUCUCCAGUUCUGUUCGCCGCGCCGGAGAACCAGUUGAGUGUCGGUGAAGGAGAGAACACCGAUGCAAGUGAAUGGGCUCUGCAAGAUUUUUACUCCCUGAGGAGGGAUGUUGAAACUAUGUUGCAACGUGUUGAAGAGAUUAGAGAGUCUUCUGGUCUACAACUAUUGGAGCAAGAACUUGCCAAUUUGGAGGAGCAAGCAGCAGAUAGCUCUUUCUGGGACAAUCGGGCGACAGCUCAAAAGACUCUUUCGACAUUGGCUGAUGUGAAAGAGAAGAUAAAAUUACUCAAUGAUUUUAAAACACAGGUUGAGGAUGCAGAAACAAUAGUUAAGCUGACUGAGGAAAUGGAAUCCAUUGAUAGAGGACUUUUUGAUGAGGCCGCCAAUCUUAUUAAAGAACUGAAUAAAUCACUAGAUCGAUAUGAGCUGACUCAACUUCUCUCUGGUCCUUAUGAUAAAGAAGGUGCUGUUAUCUCUAUUACAGCAGGUGCUGGUGGUACUGAUGCCCAGGAUUGGGCAGACAUGCUUCUUAGGAUGUACAUGAGAUGGGGUGAGAAACAAAGAUACAAGACCAGAGUGAUUGAGAAAUCCCCCGGAGAAGAAGCUGGAAUAAAAUCGGCCACUGUUGAAGUUGAAGGUCGUUAUGCAUAUGGGUAUUUGUCUGGGGAGAAAGGAACGCAUCGCAUUGUUCGUCAAUCACCUUUUAACGCCAAAGGGCUUCGUCAGACAAGCUUUUCUGGUGUUGAGGUGAUGCCUCUUCUUCCAGAGGAAUCUAUGGAUGUUGAAAUUCCCGAGGAGGACCUCGAUAUUAGUUUUUCAAGAGCAGGUGGAAAGGGAGGUCAGAAUGUCAACAAGGUUGAAACUGCAGUUCGGAUUACACACAUUCCAACUGGUGUCACUGUUCGCUGCACAGAGGAGAGAUCACAACUGGCGAAUAAGAUCAGAGCUUUAAGCCGUUUGAAAGCCAAGUUGUUGGUUAUAGCUGAAGAGCAGCGCGCAUCAGAGAUUAAGCAGAUUCGAGGGGACGCAGUCAAGGCUGAAUGGGGACAACAAAUACGGAACUAUGUAUUCCAUCCAUACAAGCUAGUUAAAGAUGUAAGAACAGGGCAUGAAACCACAGAUGUCAUCUCUGUAAUGGAUGGGGAGUUGGAUCCCUUCAUCAAAUCAUACCUCAAAUACAAGUUAAACAUGUCACUGUCCUCAACUGGGGUUAACUGAUAUACCUCCCUUGUAGACAUGGAUUACGGUUUGGUUGUUGUAUUAGUUGCUCUCUGUUGUCAAUUCCAAUGCAAAAUUAAGUUUAUAUAAUAAGUUGUUUUGCAAGUCUUUUCCAUUGAUAAUUUUAAUUAUUGUUUUUGACGGCAUUAAUUAUUAAUAUUAUCUUAACUUGGCGUUGUAUAUUAAUGCAA